AUGAAGGCGAAUGGGAGCUGGCGGGGAGCGGUCUGCAUAUUCAUUUAUUUCACCAGGAUUUAUGUCCAUCUAUGCAGCAAUUUAUGGAUUAUGCGAAUGACAUUUAGAGCAGCCCCUGAACCGGGUUACGAUGAGCUCAGUGUGUAUCCUAAUAUGAUUUAAUUUUGUGUUUCACAGACCGGUGUUAUAUUAUUAGGGUAGUAAUCUAAGACUAGGACGUUAUUUACUUCAAGUCCCCUCGCAGAAUGAACAUGGAUGAAGACAACCGAGUGCCUGAAGAUCUCUCACUUGAAGAGAGAGAUGAGCUGUCCAACAUCAGACGGAGGAAAAAAGAGCUGCUAGAUGACAUUGAGCGGUUGAAGUUCGAGAUCUCAGAAGUCAUGACAGAGAUUGAACAUUUAACGUGUGUCAGAGAGACCAAAAGCACUCAGAGGAACAAGCAGAUUGCUGUUGGAAGAAAAAAAUUCAAUAUGGAUCCUAAAAAGGGAAUCCAAUUUCUUUUGGAGAAUGAUCUUCUGCAGCAUACACCUGAGGACAUCGCACAGUUCCUCUAUAAAGGAGAAGGCUUAAACAAAACUGUCAUAGGAGAUUAUUUAGGGGAACGAGAUGACUUCAACAUUAAGGUUUUGCAGGCGUUUGUGGAGCUUCAUGAGUUUGCUGAUCUCAACCUGGUGCAAGCAUUGAGGCAGUUUUUGUGGAGUUUCAGACUUCCUGGUGAAGCACAGAAAAUUGAUCGAAUGAUGGAGGCCUUUGCUGCUCGAUAUUGCCAGUGUAACCCAGGUGUCUUUCAGUCCACAGACACAUGCUAUGUUCUCUCAUUCUCCGUCAUCAUGCUUAACACCAGCUUGCACAAUCCUAAUGUCAGAGACAAGCCCACGGUGGAAAGAUUCAUAUCCAUGAAUCGAGGAAUCAACGAGGGAGGAGAUCUACCUGAGGAGCUGCUCAGAAAUUUAUAUGAAAGCAUUAAGAAUGAGCCUUUCAAAAUUCCUGAAGACGAUGGGAAUGAUUUAACUCAUACAUUCUUUAAUCCAGACAGAGAGGGAUGGCUGCUAAAACUAGGGGGAAGGGUGAAGACCUGGAAGAGGAGGUGGUUCAUUCUGACAGAUAACUGUCUGUAUUAUUUUGAAUAUACAACAGACAAAGAGCCUCGGGGGAUCAUUCCACUGGAGAAUCUUAGUAUAAGAGAGGUGGAGGAACCAAGAAAACCAAAUUGCUUUGAGCUCUACAACCCCAGUCAUAAGGGGCAGGUAAUUAAGGCAUGCAAGACGGAGGCUGACGGGAAAGUGGUGGAAGGGAAUCACGUGGUGUACAGAAUAUCCGCACCCACGCCGGAGGAGAAAGAAGAGUGGAUCAAAUCCAUCAAGGCAAGCAUUAGCAGGGAUCCUUUUUACGACAUGUUGGCUACGAGGAAACGACGAGUGGCCACUAAAAAGUGAGCUGUAAAACCUUUGGUUCAGGUUUAAUAAUUACUCUUCAAGUGGAAGACUUCAUGUGAGAUCCUGCACACCACAAGAGGUGACAGACAGACAGAGACAAAAGCUCUCUCUGAGGAUAAAGAAGGACAUGAUUUUAAAAAUGAUGGUGCCUAUAGGUCCUGUGGUAAUCUAGGGGAUGUGUACUAAAUAUUUCUCUCCGAAUGGAUUGUAUGUGGAAAACAAAGAUGGUGAUGAUGUAUUUAUAUGCUGAAUAUGAAUAUGCAUUUGCUUUAAGAAAGAUGACUGAUUUGACUAUGCUAUAAUAUUGCCUAAUUUUGUGAGGGUCUAAUAUACAGUGAGUAGCGCCCCCUGCUGCCUACAACAGGAGCCGUCUGCUAUCGCAAAUUUCCAGGUAUAGUUAUGUGGAGACGUUCUCAAGUCAAAAGUCCAAAUUUAAGCUCUGGAAAUGAAUAGAUGUGGAUAAAAUGUAUGUAAAGUAUACCAGAAAUCUGGUGACAAAAAAUGUCAGAUAUAGUUUAUGAACACAGAAAAUAGAUCCAUAUGGCAGGGAUUCAUGCUGAGUAUAAUUUUUAGUGCUAUGGUAUGAUAUCAAAUAUUGUGUUAAUUGCAUCAUUAGUUUUAAUAGAUUUUAUUUUCAUUUGUGUCAUAUCAUAGUCAUCCAAAUCAGCAGGACUGGUUACAUGAAUUGGAAGAGAAAAUAAUUCAUAUUAUAUUUAUUAUGUUUUUAAGGUCCUUAAUAGGCCUAGUGUUAUAAUAUACUGUAAAAAUUAAUUUCUGAAGUUCUCUUACUAUGUUUUUAUGGUUUGAUGCGUUUUUAAGAAUAAUGCAGGCUCUUUUAUUUGUAUUCACCUUUUGAUUUAAAUGGUUGCUGAUAUAAGUUAACAUAUUUUGUUGUAUUUAUGUAAUAUUGCCAAUGUUAUAUGAAUCUAUUGUUUUGUUUUUUUUACUAUGUUUGUAAAUAACACACACACAUAUAAUCACAAAAUGCAUAAUUAUUUUUAUUAUUUGAACUUUUUUGGAAACUCCAUGGAUCUAAAUCUUAUGUAUAUGCAAUUUUUGUAUACAGCUAAUAAGCUGAAAACUCUUAGGUGAAGGCUGUAUGGUUCUGCAAACAUGAAACUCAUGAUUUUUCAUAGUUUAUUGUAGAGUGUAAUGGAAAUACUCAUAGAUACCCUGUUAAAAGAUUAAUUAAUCUGUAUGAUUCAAUUUAAAUUAACCACUGUCCACUGUCAUCACUGUCCAGUUCCACGUAGGACAGCAAUACUAAUUAUAGCGAAAUAUACAGAAUACAAUUUAUGACAUAAAUUCUACAAACAAUGAGGCCCACUUUUCUAAGUUCACCUGUUAACAUCAUAGCGAUAAAACUGAACCAAAACUAAAAAGGGUUCAUACUGAAUACCUGAAUAAUUUUAUGGAAAACUAUGGAGUUUUUUAAUAAUAUGUAAUAUUAUAUUAUAAUAGUUAAUAUAAUAAGUAAAAUACUGUCGGUUGUAUUCUGGUUAACAUUUGUGUGGUAAAUAUGCAGCAUGCUCUUAAGACUGUAUUUCAGAACUCUAUAUGUGUCAGUAAUAGGAAUUCAGAUAUCUCAGAUGAAACAUAAACAGGUUUGUCAGUCCUGUCAGUCAAGUCGUUGGCCCUGAACUCAUGACCUUAGCAAAUGACCUAAUAAAACUCUUUUAUGUUGAGA
This is a messenger RNA of Labeo rohita (rohu), 3123 nucleotides long. It is a transcript of the gene cyth3a, whose product is annotated as cytohesin 3a. The transcript is spliced from 13 exons. Gene Ontology annotation, biological process: regulation of ARF protein signal transduction. NCBI's taxonomy places the organism in Eukaryota, Metazoa, Chordata, Actinopteri, Cypriniformes, Cyprinidae. Bases 246 to 1436 code for a protein of 396 amino acids. Gene Ontology annotation, molecular function: guanyl-nucleotide exchange factor activity. The record is from RefSeq and is a predicted model, not a curated record.